AUGUCUACACCAAGCCAUGGCGCCAAGCCUUUUCCAGUCCCGAAUGCGACACCUUCUUAUUGGCGCAAAGAGGUUGGGUCUAUUGACAAUCAUCGGAGCACAGAAACGCUGCCUGCGACGUCUGAUGUUGUAAUUAUCGGUGCAGGAUAUGCUGGCGCGUCGAUCGCGCACCAUCUGAUCGAGGAGAGCGGGAAAUGUGGCGGUGCGGUUCCCUCAAUUGUUAUCUUGGAAGCGAGGGAGACUUGUUCGGGGGCGACGGGUCGAAAUGGUGGCCAUUUGAAGCCAGAUCCUAUAUCGAGAGCCGCCAACGUGCUCAAGACACAUGGCAAGGCUGUUGCUGAACACGUAGCUUCCUUUGAGGCGCGUCAAGUUAUCGAAGUCAGAGAGCUGGUUGAGCGUGAUCACGUGGAUUGUGACUUUGAAGAGACUAGGGUCACGGAUGUGUGCUUAUAUAAGAAUGGGAGGGAUAAGAUCAAGGCCGAUCUCGAUAGUCUUGUUGCUGCGGAUAUCUCCACUGUGAGGGAAAUCAAGUUCAGUAUUGAUAUCGAAGCUGAAGAGAGAUCUGGCGUUCGAGGAGCGUUAUCCUGUCAUACGUACCAUGCUGCUCGAUUAUGGCCUUACCGACUGGUAGUCCACUUACUCAAGAAAGCCAUAUCAAAUGGUGUCAAUUUGCAGACAUACACACCUGUCACAAGGGUUUCCCGAGAAUCUAUUUCCUCCGCCGACGGCUAUUGGAUUGUAGACACACCGCGCGGUUCUAUCACAGCCAAAACAGUGGUAUACGCGACAAAUGGCUACACCUCUGCCUUGGUACCCGAGAUGAAGGACAAGAUUGUCCCAGUCAGAGGCAUAGUAGCACAUCUUGUGGGCGCAAAUGCGCCCAAGAUGACCGACAGCUACAUGAUGCGCCUCUCCGAUUACGAAUACGACUACAUGAUUCCACGGCCAGACGGCAGCAUCAUCCUAGGCGGUGCAAAGCGGGACUUUUACAAGAACUUGCACGAGUGGUUUGACGUCUCUGACGAUAGCCAACUGAUAAAAGAUACGCGACGAUACUUUGACGGUUACAUGCAACGGCAUUUCUACGGGUGGGAGGAUAGCGGUGCCCGCACCGAGGAAAUAUGGACAGGUAUCAUGGGCUACUCCAACGAUGGCUUCCCUUAUGUGGGACCGGUGUGUGAUAGACCCGGUCAAUACUUAUGCGCGGGCUUCACUGGGCAUGGUAUGCCACAAAUUUUCCUUUCUGCAAAAGCUAUUGCUUCUAUGAUCGUCAAAAGAGAUGCAGAAGAUGUCGACUUGCCGUUGCCCUACCGCACCUCCCCCGAAAGGUGGUAUGAGCCCAAGGAACAUGCAGCUCUGAAGGCAUGGCAGACCUACACGGAAGGCGAAACUGCUAGGGCAAAACUGUGA
Messenger RNA from Pyrenophora tritici-repentis Pt-1C-BFP, 1410 nucleotides. Its product is annotated as FAD dependent oxidoreductase. NCBI's taxonomy places the organism in Eukaryota, Fungi, Ascomycota, Dothideomycetes, Pleosporales, Pleosporaceae. The record is from RefSeq and is a predicted model, not a curated record. Gene Ontology annotation, cellular component: cytoplasm. Gene Ontology annotation, molecular function: oxidoreductase activity.